Penicillium alfredii is the source of this 2274-nucleotide messenger RNA. Its product is annotated as DEAH-box ATP-dependent RNA helicase PRP43. Gene Ontology annotation, molecular function: RNA binding; RNA helicase activity; ATP binding. The record is from RefSeq and is a predicted model, not a curated record. Gene Ontology annotation, cellular component: intracellular anatomical structure; spliceosomal complex. Bases 1 to 2274 code for a protein of 757 amino acids. The transcript is spliced from 3 exons. Lineage: Eukaryota; Fungi; Ascomycota; Eurotiomycetes; Eurotiales; Aspergillaceae.
AUGGCUGACCGCCGCUCAGAUUCAGAAGAGGGCUCGCGCGCAAAGCGCCAGAAGAUGGAUGCCGGCGAUCCCAAAAAUAACCCGUACCUGGCCCACAUGUACGAGGAAACCAAUGGCGCGGACAAGAAUUCGGCAUUCGCCAAGUUCAAGCGACACCAGACCACGGCUGCUUUGGCAAAGAAGGUUGAGGAUGGCGAUAACAACCCGUUCAAUGGUCAGCCUUUUUCCUCGAAAUACUUUUCGAUUUUGAAGGCACGUCGUGAUUUGCCUGUCCACGCGCAACGCGAUGAAUUUCUUCAACUCUACCAGCAAUCGCAGAUCCUGGUCUUCGUUGGUGAGACUGGUUCCGGAAAAACCACCCAGAUCCCACAAUUCGUCCUAUUCGAUGACCUCCCUCAGACCCAGCGCAAGAUGGUCGCCUGUACGCAGCCUCGCCGAGUGGCUGCCAUGUCCGUUGCGCAGCGUGUUGCCGCCGAAAUGGAUGUUAAACUGGGCGAGGAAGUUGGUUACAGUAUCCGUUUCGAGGACAUGACCAGCCCGAACACUCUCCUGAAAUACAUGACCGAUGGUAUGCUGUUGCGAGAGGCUAUGAACGACCACAACCUGUCGCGCUACAGUACAAUCAUGCUGGACGAGGCUCACGAGCGGACCAUGGCGACCGAUGUCUUGAUGGGUCUUUUGAAGGAGGUUGUGCAGCGUCGGCCGGACUUGAAGAUCAUCAUCAUGUCGGCCACUCUGGAUGCGCAGAAGUUCCAGCGCUACUUCAACGAUGCGCCCCUUUUGGCAGUUCCCGGACGUACUCAUCCUGUGGAGAUUUUCUACACCCCGGAGCCGGAGCAGGACUAUGUCGAGGCUGCGAUUCGGACGGUUUUGCAAAUUCAUGCCACCGAGGGAGACGGUGACGUCCUUCUGUUUUUGACCGGUGAAGAAGAGAUUGAAGAUGCGGCGCGCAAAAUUACAAUGGAAGGGGAGGAGAUGGUGAGAGAGGCCGAUGCAGGCCCCAUCAAAGUCUACCCGCUGUAUGGCAGUCUUCCGCCGCAUAUGCAGCAGCGCAUCUUCGAGCCCCCGCCGCCACCUCGCCGUCCCGGCGGUCGACCCGGUCGAAAGGUCAUCGUGUCCACCAACAUUGCGGAAACGUCUCUGACCAUCGAUGGUAUUGUGUACGUGGUGGAUCCCGGGUUCUCCAAGCAAAAGAUCUACAAUCCUCGCAUUCGUGUCGAGUCGCUCCUGGUCUCCCCGAUCUCCAAGGCAUCCGCACAGCAGCGUGCUGGUCGUGCCGGUCGUACGCGUCCCGGAAAAUGCUUCCGUCUUUACACCGAAGGAGCUUUCAAGAAAGAGUUGAUCGAGCAGACCUACCCAGAAAUCCUCCGGUCAAAUUUGGCAUCUACCGUCCUCGAACUGAAGAAGCUGGGCAUCGAUGAUCUUGUACACUUCGAUUUGAUGGACCCGCCUGCCCCCGAGACCCUGAUGAGAGCCCUGGAGGAGCUCAACUACCUGGCCUGUCUGGACGACGAUGGCAACCUCACCCAACUCGGCCGUCUGGCAUCCGAAUUCCCGCUGGACCCCGCACUCGCCGUGAUGUUGAUCAGCUCUCCCGAGUUCUAUUGUUCCAACGAGAUCCUGUCCAUCGUGGCUCUGCUGUCCGUCCCACAGGUCUUUGUUCGUCCCGCCUCGCAGCGCAAGCGCGCCGACGAGAUGAAGAACCUGUUUGCUCAUCCAGACGGCGACCACUUGUCCCUGUUGAACGUCUACCACGCAUUCAAGGGCGCCGACGCGCAGGCAAACCCCAAGCAGUGGUGCCACGACCACUUCUUGUCGCUCCGCUCCCUCCAGUCCGCCGACAACGUCCGCAUGCAACUCCUCCGCAUCAUGGAGCGCGAGGAACUCGAGAUGGUCUCGACCCCCUUCGAGGACAAGAAAUACUACGAGAACAUCCGCCGCGCCCUGUGCGCCGGCUUGUUCAUGCAGAUCGCCAAGAAGGAAUCCCAGGGCAAGAGCAUGUACAUCACCAUCAAGGACAACCAAAAUGUCCUGCUGCACCCGUCGACCGUCUUGGCCCACGACGCCGAAUGGGUCCUGUACAACGAGUUCGUGCUCACCACCAAGAACUACAUUCGCACCGUCACUGCGAUCAAGCCUGAGUGGCUCUUAGAUAUUGCCCCCACUUACUACGAUAUCUCCAGCUUCCCCAAGGGCGACAUCCGUUCGGCUCUCGUCCGUGCGGCUGAUCGACUCUCCCGCAAAGAGAAAAUGCGUGCCGACAAGCGUCGAUAG